CCGAGGUGGGCAUGGGUGGAGGGAGACCAUUUAUUCUUCACAGGAGCUCCCACCGUUCAGAGACACCCCCCUCUUUUCAUCCUAGCAGGUUCUCAGGACCGUCUACAGACCACCAUGAACUUCUUGAUCCUGACACUAGCUUUGGCCAUCGUCACAGGAUCUCAGGCUUUUGUCCUCCGAGAUGCCCCGGCCCCACCUUCCAAGACGGCACAAUUAUUCGAAGCAACAGACACAUUCUUUGAUAAUAUUGAAAAAGCCUUGGAGAAGAAGUGGGAUCUGAUCACGGAAUCCAAGACUGGCAAGGCAGUGACUGAGGUCUUAGACGAAGAUGAUGAUGACGACGCCAGCCCAGAUGUCGAAUUAUCUGCAGACGUCCAGGAUACCCUUGAUAACCUGGUCGGCCUUAUAGACAACGUUGGCGAUAUAGCAGAAAAACUGUUUGAUUUUAUGGACGAAGUGGAAAAUGCCUCAAAGCCGAUCCUGAAAAAAAUAGAUGCCGCCGUCGCCGAUUUGCUCGCCCCUUAUUUUGACCCCGUGCUCGAGGAACUAGAGGCUCACCUGGCGCCCCUGGGCCGGAACCUGGCCAACAGGCUCAGGGAGAUAGACCAUAACCUGGAGGAGAGGCUGAAGGCCCACCUGGAGGUUCUGGACAGUAAAGUGCCUGAACAGGUCCAGAAAUGGAAAGAAAGCCGGGCGUCUCAAAAGAAGGCCAGGAAGUGACAUGAAAAGCGGUCACCUAGAAGCUGAGGUUUCGUAACACAUUCAUUCUGGAGAAGAGGAUGAUGAAUUGCUUUUAAAAUUGACUUUGGGUAGUGAUUGGGCAGUUCCCUGGGGUUCCCCUAAAUCCUGCUCAUCACUAAGCGUUGACCGAAACCUGAAAGGGAUUAUUGCAAUAAUUGGGUGGGGUGUUAAUCUGUGAACUCCUCUCCAGGUGGUACAAUAAAGACACGUCACUCACCAGG
Pogona vitticeps (central bearded dragon) is the source of this 962-nucleotide messenger RNA. RefSeq lists its product as uncharacterized. The record is from RefSeq and is a predicted model, not a curated record. NCBI's taxonomy places the organism in Eukaryota, Metazoa, Chordata, Lepidosauria, Squamata, Agamidae.